Molecule: messenger RNA, 2125 nt
Organism: Drosophila ananassae
Lineage: Eukaryota; Metazoa; Arthropoda; Insecta; Diptera; Drosophilidae
Gene: Nup54
Product: probable nucleoporin Nup54
Exons: 5
Coding region: 169-2079 (636 amino acids)
Biological process (GO): NLS-bearing protein import into nucleus; protein localization to nuclear inner membrane; nuclear pore organization
Cellular component (GO): nuclear pore central transport channel; nuclear pore
Molecular function (GO): structural constituent of nuclear pore
Source: RefSeq, a predicted model, not a curated record
AUGAUUUCAUCAUAGUACGUGUCCACCUCUAAUACGACAAGCGCCAAAAUUUUACGUUUAUUAGGAUAAGGAACAAUUUUUCUAAAUUAAGCUAGUGUUUUUGAGAAAAAAACAAGGGAAGACAUCCCAAAUUGUUCGGAGACCGUUCAAUCUUAAGCAACAGACACCAUGUCCUUUUUCGGAGGCAACACUUCACUGGGAGCCACAAGCACGCCGGCCAAACCCGGCGGACUUUUCGGUUCACCUUUUGGAGCGACCGCAACCGGUCAAGCAGCGCCCGCAUUUGGAACUCCGGCAACUUCUGCGCCGGCUUUUGGCGCCCAGACUGCAGCGCCUGCCUUUGGAUCCGGCUCGGUUUUUGGAGCCACUGCAGCCGCUCCUGCCUUCGGAGCCCCUGCGGCAGCGGCGGCGGCGCCUGCCUUUGGAGCAGCAGCAGCUACCCCGGCUUUUGGAGCAGCAGCAGCUACCCCGGCGUUUGGUGCUGCAGCAGCUACUCCGGCUUUUGGAGGAUCCGCUUUUGGAAGUGCUCCAGCUUUUGGAGCUCCAGCAACCACAACUGCUUCAACUGGCCUGGGAGGCGGUGGCUUCACUGGAUUCGCUGCUCCAGCAACGAGUCAGACGAGUUUGUUCGGGGCUCCAGCCACAAGUGCUGCGCCACCGGCUUUCAGUGGAUUCGGACAAACGGCGACCAGCGCAGCUCCAGCAAGUGGAUUUGCAGGCUUUGGAACAACAACCACCUCGGCCCCAGCAUUUGGGGGCUUUGGAACAGGCCCGUCGACUGGCUUUGGCGGCGGUGUGUUUGGAUCCACCUUUGGAAAGCCAGCCACUUCAACAGUCACUCCGGGUUUUGGGGGCUUCGGUGGAACUAACUUCAUGUUGGGCCAGCCACAACAGCAGCCUCCGCCUAUUUCGGCGGAUGAGGCGUUCGCUCAGUCCAUCCUGAACGUGUCUAUUUUCGGCGAUGAACGGGAUAACAUAGUGGCCAAGUGGAACUACUUGCAGGCCAUGUGGGGCACAGGGAAACUCUUCUACUCUCAAAGUGCGGCGCCAGUGGAUAUUACGCCAGAGAACUAUCUCUGCCGCUUUAAGGCGAUUGGGUACAGUCGAAUGCCGGGCAAGGACAACAAACUGGGACUGGUGGCCCUCAAUUUUAAUAGAGAUCUUUCCGCUAUAAAGCCACAUCAACAGCAAGUAGUUCAAACCCUGCACAGCUUGUUUGGCAGCAAACCCAACAUGUUGGUUCAUAUCGAUUCCAUUAAAGAGAUGGAGAACAAGAAGUGCCAGAUCGUUAUCUACGUGGAGGAGAAGCUGCAGCAUCCAACCAACGACACAAAACGCAUACUCGCCACUGAACUUUCCAACUAUUUGAACCAAGCCUCCUUGAAACCCCAGCUCACCAACCUGGGCAUCGUGGAAGCUUUAGCUUUGGUAUUGCCCGAUGAAGAUCAGCUAAAGGAGUAUCUGGAGAACCCUCCAAAGGGCGUGGAUCCGCGCAUGUGGCGGCAAGCCAACUUGGACAAUCCCGAUCCGAGUAAAUUCAUUCCCGUUCCUAUGAUCGGUUUCAACGAUCUUAAGUGGCGUGUAAAGUGUCAAGAACAGGAGACGGACACACAUGCCAUGUACAUGAAAAAGGUGGAGGGGGAGCUCACAGAGCUGCGGCAACGACACGCCACCGCCACGGCAAAGAUUUUGGAGCACAAACGUAAACUGGCCGAGCUCAGUCAUCGUAUACUCAGGAUCAUUGUAAAGCAGGAGUGCACUCGGAAGGUGGGAACUUCUCUGACGCCCGAAGAGGAGGCCAUGCGCACCAAGCUGCAGAAUAUGCAAGCCGUAGUUUCAGCGCCCACUCAGUUUAAGGGACGGCUCAGUGAACUGCUCUCACAGAUGCGAAUGCAGCGAAACCAAUUCGCCGUCAACGGAGGAGCGGAGUACGCCAUCGACAAGGAUGCCGAGGACGAGAUGAAAACGUUCCUUACCAUGCAGCAGCGCGCUAUGGAAGUGCUUAGUGAAACUGUUAACAAAGACCUGAAGGCACUGGAUGUUAUCAUAAAGGGAUUGCCCGAACUGCGGCAAUCGUGAUAGAAGAACUGAACUGUUGAAUAAACCACCCGAAUGUUGAACACUA